AUGGCGACGGGCUUUGGCUUUUCAGUCGGUGAUGUUAUUGCUUGUACCAAGGUAGCUAAAUCGGUAUAUCUAGCGUUCCGUGAUGGUACAGGAGCAAGUUCAACAUACCAACGGUUUGUGGCAGAUCUAAAUGGCCUCUUAUGUGGGUUAGAGGAGAUACGAUGUUUAGAAUUCGAUGAAUCGCAAAAGUACCAAAGGUUAGCUCUACAGGAAGCUGCAGACCAGUGCCAACAAACCAUUGAAACGUUCCUCUUACAACAUGCCAAAUUCAAGGCAACGCUUGGAAAGGAGCAGACAGCGUCCAAAUUGAGGACCCGUUUUCACAAAGUCGAGUGGGCUUUGUUUAUGAAGUCCGAGGUUGAUAACUUGCGGACCCAGAUACUUGGACACACGACGACCAUAAAUACCCUUUUAAUAACGAUGCAAUCAUCCACAGCGGCUCAACAGACAAGCACUAUCAAGGAUUAUAAUCAAGCUACGUUGGCACAGUCAGCCUUAAUGAUGAAAGAAACGCAGAAUCUUAUAGGCCAGACUCACAAUAUGCUCGGGACACAAGCAGACACGCUUAGCAGAAUACUAAAUAUCCUUGAAGUUUCGAAAACACAACCAAACAUACAGGAUGUACGAUCGGUCAUGAUAGAAGCCUUUGACAUGAACAUGAAGGUGUAUAGGAUGGCACUUGAUUUACAAAAGUCCCAAGCCCAGCCACAAGUUGACUACCAAGCGCCUGCCUUGCCUCGACAGGUGGAACGGCAGCGGCCCGUGGAGCUGGAAGAUGCCCAUGGAAGAGUGACGCCUUUCCACGUCGAAUUCAUAAACUCCUUUGAGGCUUUGCAAGCGGUAUUGGAAGCUCGAUUCCGCCAUGUUCCCGGUUGGAAGAAAGUAAAGAAUAUGGAGUAUAUUAUGAAGGAAUCCAACUCCAAGCGCCAGCUAGAUUUCAAAGCACCGUGGGAGUCGGUGUUUUUACCCGGAAGGAGCGUGACUAUGAGUAUGGUGUUUUGGAUGCCACCACCAUCUGCACUGAGGUGUCCAGGGUGUCAGCUGGAAAGCCAGGAGAGUGGGACUGAAUGUGAAAUUCAAUGCCAAGGGCCCAGUUGUAAGUUAUGGUAUGAGCGGGUAGUAGAUUUGGAAAAGCCAUCUCUCAAGACAUUUGACAUAUACCCUUCACGGUCAGAGCCAAUAUGGCCCCCGAAAACUGAAGAUGCAAUUCAUGAGUUCCGCCGUGUACAAGUACGGCAUACAAUCGCCGUUUAG
Nannizzia gypsea CBS 118893 is the source of this 1254-nucleotide messenger RNA. RefSeq lists its product as hypothetical. The transcript has 3 exons. The coding region runs from base 1 to 1254 and encodes 417 amino acids. Lineage: Eukaryota; Fungi; Ascomycota; Eurotiomycetes; Onygenales; Arthrodermataceae. The record is from RefSeq and is a predicted model, not a curated record.